Molecule: messenger RNA, 786 nt
Organism: Nicotiana tabacum (common tobacco)
Lineage: Eukaryota; Viridiplantae; Streptophyta; Magnoliopsida; Solanales; Solanaceae
Source: RefSeq, a predicted model, not a curated record
AUGGCAUUUGGUGGUGGCGGAUAUGCGAUAAGUCGACCUUUGGCUAAGGCUUUAGCUGGUGUUUUGGAUUCUUGUUUGAUGCGGUACCCAAAUCUCUAUGGUAGUGAUGCUAGAAUUUUCUCUUGCUUGGCGGAGCUUGGCGUAAGUUUAACACAUGAACCUGGUUUUCACCAAGAUGAUUUAUGGGGAAAUCUAUUUGGAUUACUUUCAUCGCAUCCAUUAUCACCAUUAAUAUCUCUUCAUCAUGUAGAAAGAAUGCAAUCAAUUUUCCCCAACAUGACAAAAAUUCAAGCUCUGAAACAUUUAUUCAAAGCUGCUAAUGCUGAUCCUACAAGAAUAUCACAACAAACUAUUUGCUACGACCGAAACAAUUCACUAUCUAUUUCAGUGGCUUGGGGUUAUGCUAUACAAGUUUAUGAGGGUAACAUUAAGCUUCCUGAUCUUAUUACAGUGCUAAGGACAUUUGAACCAUGGGAUAAAGACAAGAAACGACCACGUUUUAUGUUUAGGACAAGGGUUGAGUCUAAUGAUCCAUGCAAGAAAAUGGUCGCCUUCUUAAAAAGUGUGGAUUCUUAUGGAAAUAAUGUUUGGACCAAUUAUGCGAGGUAUAGAGUUGGGAAAACUUGUGCAAAAGAUGGCAAUAAAAUCAAGAAUUUGGAAGAGAUAAGAGUCUUCUCUCGCAAGUUGGAUGCAGAUACUAGACAGAGUCAAUUAGGCUUAAGUGACUGGAAUUGGUUAAAAUCUGCAAGUGGUGAAUUCAUUUAUAAACACGUUUACAGUAGUUGA